Molecule: messenger RNA, 2137 nt
Organism: Xenopus laevis (African clawed frog)
Lineage: Eukaryota; Metazoa; Chordata; Amphibia; Anura; Pipidae
Gene: tmem170b.L
Product: transmembrane protein 170B L homeolog
Exons: 3
Coding region: 550-948 (132 amino acids)
Biological process (GO): negative regulation of canonical Wnt signaling pathway
Cellular component (GO): plasma membrane; membrane
Source: RefSeq, a predicted model, not a curated record
GAGUGGGGGAGCAAGUAAAAGAAAGAAAAGGAAGCGAGUGCAAGUGAUGUGCAUCAGACUAAUCCUUCCCCCGCUGCUCUGUAUGUUUCUCUCUGGCUUCCUCCAGUGGCUGAGCUAGUCUCCUCCUCCAAGAUGAUGAUGGUGGCUGGGGUGAUGCUGAUGAUCCCAGGAAGGAGGGGACAGAUGAUGAUGGUGUUGGUGGCAGCAGGUUGGAUGCUCGGCGCUGGGCACUGCACACAGUCGCAGGUGUGGGGUCGGCCAUUGGUGGCAGUGCUAUAGUGGAUCGCUGGGUGUAUACAGGAGUUGGACAGACAAGGUUGGGGAGAGCCCUGCAGCGGCAGCAGCUUCUUUCCUCAAUGUCUCCCCUGCGAGGCUGCUUCUCCUCCCCGGUCCAGCUGCGCCCACCGAUCAUCCCCAGGCCGUCCCUAUUUGGCCUCCUGCUGUUGGAGCUCCUUGUCCUGCUGCUGGAGGAGGAGGACCAGCUGCCUGGGAGCCCCGGGACCAAUAGCCCUGCCUCCUCCUCCAGCAGCCUUGCGACUGAGCAAGAGAAUGAAAGCACCGGGGGGAGACCACUCCAUGAUCAACCUGUCAGUCCAGCAAGUGCUCAGUCUGUGGGCUCACGGGACAGUUCUGAAGAGCUUGACCGAGAUGUGGUACUGGGUUUUCCUAUGGGCUCUUUUCUCCUCUCUCUUUGUCCAUGGAGCAGCGGGAGUUCUGAUGUGUGUCAUGCUGCAGAGGCACAAGCAGGGGAGGCUGAUAUCUGUGUUCCUGGUCAUCAUUGGAUUCCUGGCUUCUGUCAUCGGAGCAAUGAUAACUAGUGCUGCAGUGGCUGGAAUCUAUAGAGUAGCAGGGAAAAACAUGGCCCCUCUUGAAGCACUGGUAUUUGGAAUUGGACAGACAGUAUUGACAGUGAUCAUAUCUUUUUCACGGGUCCUUGCCACCUUAUAAAGAUUCCCAAAACAUGGCUUAAAGGAGUUGUUGUUUUCCAAUGGGAGCUACAUUUCCCGUUGUAACAUUGAUCAUUGGACAAGAAAUGAAGCAAACCGCAGGAAAAUGCACACUUUGGAUAAACUCAUUAAUGCUCCAGUUAGGCCUGCUGCAUGGUACUUUGUAUAACAAUGUUCCUGUAGGCCUUUUGCAACAAUGAACAGUUUGAGAGUCUUCUCUCUCAGAAACAUUAUGGCUUCUAAUUGCCAAACUGUUGCACUAAUGAACUGCAUAGCACCUUAUGUGCCUCAGUCAAGGGUGAGGUGUGAUCAGUUUUUCUAUAUUGCUGCAGGGAUGCACACCUUGCAGAAGGAUCUUUGUAGUACUCUGGUAAUGUCAGCUUGGCACUAGAGCAGUGGAAUUCAGUGCUCUCCUCUUGGAAAAAUAAGCCACAUCAGAAUGUUGGAAUAGGCGAUAAAUAUAUUUUUGUUGCAAUCUAAGAGUAAAGAAGAGAGUAGAAGGUCACUGCUGUAGAAGCUUAGAGCAGUCAAAGUGGAAAGUAUUAUACUGUAUGUGCCAAAUGUUUCUUUUUGUGUGUGUGGGUGUGAAUAUGGUUUUUUUUUAUUACUAAACCUAGUUUGGAAAUUGUUUCCGACUGAAUUGUGUCGAUUGAGGAAAAUACAUUGCAACAAGCCGUCUUGUUGUCAGUGAGAAAAGCAGCGUCAGUAGUAGAUGUAGGCGUUUGUUAACAAGCAUUAACACACGUUGCUUGGUGAUUAACGCAAGCAGGAUCAGCAAUCUUUAUAUCACCAAGGAACACAUUUUUGUAUUACAUGGCAUGAUAUUAUUUAAGGAUGUAGGAAGAAUUCAUUCCGUUUUAGCAUGGCCUUAAUUCCUUUGGUUUAGACGGUAUUACCUUCUGCUGCCUCAAAUAUCUGUAAAAAAUGAUGGUAUAUGGUAUUUCCAUAGACAUAACUAAUAAAACAAUAAUUUAUGUUCUAAUGUACAAGAUUCAUUAUAUUAAUAUUUGGACCAAACCACUGUCUCCAAUGCUAACAAUUUCCCUGCACCUACCAAGCACUUAAACAGUCAUAAGGCAGCACUAUAGGCAGCUGGGACAGGGCAUUUUCUUUGUAUUUGAAAUUUGUAUUGUACUUUGUAUUUGUAGUCUGCAGAGAAAAUACAGAAAUUUGCGUUCUGGUGCUUGUAA